Liolophura sinensis is the source of this 594-nucleotide messenger RNA. Its product is annotated as visual pigment-like receptor peropsin. Gene Ontology annotation, molecular function: G protein-coupled receptor activity. Gene Ontology annotation, biological process: G protein-coupled receptor signaling pathway. Gene Ontology annotation, cellular component: membrane. Lineage: Eukaryota; Metazoa; Mollusca; Polyplacophora; Chitonida; Chitonidae. Bases 1 to 594 code for a protein of 197 amino acids. The transcript has 3 exons. The record is from RefSeq and is a predicted model, not a curated record.
AUGGUCUAUUCCUACUAUCAUGUUUUCAUGACGGUGCGUUCUGUGUCCCGUGGUGGGGUUUGGGAUAUGAACAGCAGGGUGGCACGCAAAAAUCUGAAGAUCGAGAGGAAGAUGGCAAAAACCAUUGGUCUCAUGGUUUGUGCCUUCUUGCUGUCGUGGAGUCCAUACGCCGUUGUUUCUCUGUGGGCGGCGUUCGGCAACCCGGAUGACAUUUCCGUACUUGCCGGGGUCCUACCAGCUGUACUGGCCAAGUCGGCCAUUAUCUGGAAUCCCAUUAUCUAUGUGGCCACCAACAAGCAAUUCCGUCACGGUUUCUUUGCCAUUAUUCCGUGUUCCGGCCUGAAGGAAGCAUUGAUGAAGAAAGAACAGCAGCUGGAGAAAGAUGACAGUGACGAGGGCGAUGAUGGAGCUACGGUCGCGGGGCCAAAUGCCACUCAUAUCCAGGUACAGCCGGCAAACGCUGUAGCCCCUACUGGCGCUGAGGCGGAGACAUUCGGCAGAUCGGAAACCGUGGUUGAAGACCUCGAUCUGGGAGACGACAAAACCAAGGUGAAGACGGUCGAAGUCAAACCAAAAACGGAAACGGAAAUGUGA